Messenger RNA from Condylostylus longicornis, 1594 nucleotides. RefSeq names its product zinc finger protein 483-like. The record is from RefSeq and is a predicted model, not a curated record. Gene Ontology annotation, molecular function: RNA polymerase II cis-regulatory region sequence-specific DNA binding; zinc ion binding; DNA-binding transcription factor activity, RNA polymerase II-specific. Lineage: Eukaryota; Metazoa; Arthropoda; Insecta; Diptera; Dolichopodidae. The transcript is spliced from 9 exons. Bases 110 to 1513 code for a protein of 467 amino acids. Gene Ontology annotation, cellular component: nucleus. Gene Ontology annotation, biological process: regulation of transcription by RNA polymerase II.
UGUCAUUAUUGUUUAAUAGAAGAAAAUAAAAGCAUCAAAUAUUAUUUGAUAAUUGUGGAAUAAAAAUAUUGAAUUAUUUCUAAAAGUAAAGGUUUUAACAUUAAGAAAAAUGGACACAAGUGUUGAUUGGCACUUAGUGUGCUUAGUUUGCUUGCAAGAAGGAAUAAUGCAUUCUAUAUAUGAUGAGGAUGAAACAGGGUUAAAAUUAAAUGAAAAAAUAAAAAAAUGCACAAAUAUUGACUUCAGUUUAGAAUCUGAUUUUCCAGAGCAAAUUUGUGAUUCAUGUUUAUCUGAUUUAACAGCAGCAUUUAGAUUUCGAACAAAUUGUGAAAAUUCCCAGCAAAUUAUAAAAUCACUUUUUGUUGAUGAUGGUAAAGAAAGUGGAAAUGAAUUAGAUGAAAUUAAACCGGAUAAUAUUGAGAAACUAGAUUCCAAUUCAAUAUUGUUAACUCCAAAAAAGCGAUAUACUAAAGAUGCUGGAAUUCGUACAAAAAUUAAUAUUAAGCAGGAAGUUUCACAAGACGAAUAUGAAGAAGAAAAUGAACCACUUAAUAAUAUAGAUGAUGAUUUAGAUGAAGAUAUAUUUCCUAAUCUAACGGAAUUCUUAAAAAAAAAAGCUAACCAAACAAAAAACCUGCACUCCUCAUCAAGCGCAGAUACAUAUAUUACGAAAACAAAAACAAGAAGUAAAGUUAAACCGCCAAAACGAUAUAUUGAUUCUCCAGAACCAAAACGUAGAAUGAAGAGAGAUGAUACUUUGUCAAGUAUAGUAAUUAGUAAAAAUCCAAAGCGAAAUAAAAAAAAUGAAAGCGAAUCUCCCCGCAUUCCAAAGACAUCAUCUCUUGAAUAUAUUGAUAAAAAUGAAAAGCUUGUUUGCGAAUUGUGCGGUAACACGUACAAACAUGCAAAUGCUUUAAGAGUUCAUAUGUUGAGGCAUGAAAAUGUUAGGAAAUUUCAGUGCGAGCUUUGUCCAAAGGCAUUCGUUGCAGAUACUGAUUUAAAAAGGCAUAUGAGAGUUCACACUGGUGAAAAACCUUAUGCAUGUAAAUUUUGUGAUCGUAGAUUUUCUGAUUUCGGAAGUCGUGGUAAACAUGAAAGAACUCAUACUGGUGAAAGGCCUUACAAGUGUCAGAGAUGUAAUAAAUCAUUUUCAUACUCACAUGUUUUAAAUGUGCAUCAGCUUGUUCAUACUGGGAUAAAAAAAUUUAAAUGUAAUAUUUGUGAAAAGGGCUUUACUAAGAAAUUAUACCUCGACAAUCAUAUGAAAAAUCAUGCAUGUGAAAUGCAGUAUGAAGCACAUGAGAUCAAAGGAAAUUUAGACGACGGGAAAGAAAUUAAAUUGGAUGUGGAUAGCAAUUAUGAACCUGAUUUGAGUGAAGCACUGGAAGUUCAAGUUCAGCAAAGUACGGCGCAACCUAUCCAAAUUCGUGGGCAACAAAAGUCCGUAUUUACAAUUGUUAAAACUGAAUCAGGAUUAGCAGAAGUACAAUAUUAUUUGCCAGUUGUAGAUUAAAACCGUAUUUUCCGUUUUUAAAUGAAUAUGUUACUUUUUUAUUUCCAUAAUAAGAGCAUAAUUUUAAUAUCAAAAGCAAAA